AUGGAAGAGAUUACUUUCAUCUGGUAUCGUCCGAAAGCACUAUCUGCAAUGUUAUUUUUGCUCAAUCGCUAUGUCGCUCUGCUCGGAAAUGUGUAUGGUUUAUUGAUCAAUUUCGUGCCUGUUCCAGAAGAGCUGUCCGAAAUAUUUGUUGUCCAGAGAACUCCUCCUUUUUGGUCAACAAUUCAUCGUUUGCCCAAGUGUCUGCUGAUUUGGAUGGUAGUGGUCGUUAUUGCUCUUGCAGGAGUAGCUUUUAGCACUAACGGUUUCAAGGCGGGAAUAUUUGGACAUUCUUCAAGCACUGUAAUCGUCAUGUCAGGAGUUAUCUGCUACGAAUCAGAUGUAAUAGUGACACCAGCCGGUCCUGGACUGGCAUGGGUGGCUCUAUUUGCCUACGAAUUAUUCAUCUUUGUCCUCACAUUAUCCAGGAUUUUCAAAAUUAGAGGAAUGCUGCGGUCACCGUAUCUGAUAAUGUCCAGGAAAAACACGGUUGACAUCAUAUUCCAAGAUGGUAAAAAUUUCGUUGUAUCUGUACCGGAAAUACUGAUCCAAGCGCACGCAGUGCGGUUCAGUGAGCACACAGCCGUAUUUUGUGACUAUUUCUUGACAGUUGGCAAGGAUAUCAACAAAUUCACUCUCGCCACAUUUACCAGUUGCAUAUCCGUGACUCUCGUAUCUCGCCUGACGCUUAACCUGCACAAAUCUAUCGACACUGGCAUUUUCACCACUCCUAUCCAGGAUGAUAACCACGAUUCCUAUAUCCUUACUACCAGGGUAUCUAUCCACGCCCAGACUUUGAUUUCCUACUAG
This is a messenger RNA of Suillus discolor, 807 nucleotides long. RefSeq lists its product as uncharacterized. The transcript is spliced from 8 exons. The record is from RefSeq and is a predicted model, not a curated record. Bases 1 to 807 code for a protein of 268 amino acids. Lineage: Eukaryota; Fungi; Basidiomycota; Agaricomycetes; Boletales; Suillaceae.